UACGGUUACCUUUGCUCUUGUGCCCUUUCACACAGUUAAACCGUUUAGAUCACUGUGAGUGUGCAGUAAUAGGUGGCCAACUCGCUUUCCAGCUAUAGCUUAAGUGUCUCUCAGAAAUGGAGAUUUUAGAUGUUCUGCCUGCCAAUUUUGGCUAUGCGAUUCUGACAUAUUUGUACAGUUUUAUAAUGUUGUUUUACCUCGCAAUGAAAGUUGGUGCUGGCCGGAAAAAAUAUGGCGUGAAAUACCCCACUAUGUACAGUGAUAAGGAAGUGGUGUUCAACUGCAUCCAGAGGGCACAUCAGAACACGCUGGAGGUCUAUCCACAGUGGUUGGUUUUCCAGACUAUUGCUGCACUUGUAUAUCCUACUGUGGCCUCUGUUCUGGGGGUUAUCUGGGUGACUAGUAGGUUCUCCUAUGCAUGGGGCUACUACACUGGUGAUCCUGCCAAGAGAAUGAACGGUGUUUAUGGGUACAUUGGCCUUUUUGGAGUGAUCAUCCUGUCUAUAUAUAUUGCUCUCCAGCUCCUUGAAGUCUUUUAAGUGCUUACGACUGACCACUGUGGAUCAUUUACAGCACUGACCAAGUGUAAAACCUUAGUCUUUUUUUUUUUUUUUUUUGGAACCUAUUUUAAUAUCAAUUUUUAUUCCUUCUUCAGUUAUGCAGAACAUGAAAGUAAAUUCUUUCUCUAGACUACUAUAUUAGUCCACUUGUUUGUCUCUUUGUCAUGUAUAUGAUUGAUUGUACUGCUGAAUCGGAAUAAAACCGGACAUCUGUUUAGUGUUGAA
Messenger RNA from Electrophorus electricus (electric eel), 785 nucleotides. RefSeq names its product microsomal glutathione S-transferase 3b (gene mgst3b). NCBI's taxonomy places the organism in Eukaryota, Metazoa, Chordata, Actinopteri, Gymnotiformes, Gymnotidae. Gene Ontology annotation, cellular component: membrane; nuclear envelope; endoplasmic reticulum. Gene Ontology annotation, molecular function: glutathione peroxidase activity; glutathione transferase activity. The record is from RefSeq and is a predicted model, not a curated record.